Molecule: messenger RNA, 645 nt
Organism: Saccharomycodes ludwigii
Lineage: Eukaryota; Fungi; Ascomycota; Saccharomycetes; Saccharomycodales; Saccharomycodaceae
Gene: TIM18
Product: Tim18p
Exons: 1
Coding region: 1-645 (214 amino acids)
Biological process (GO): protein insertion into mitochondrial inner membrane
Cellular component (GO): membrane; TIM22 mitochondrial import inner membrane insertion complex; mitochondrial envelope
Molecular function (GO): transmembrane protein transporter activity
Source: RefSeq, a predicted model, not a curated record
AUGCUUUUAUUUAAUCCAAUACGUAACCAAAUACCAUUGUAUAAAAAUCACAUUAAGUUAUCAGCAAAAAGUUUAAUAUCUACUACUGCUAAAACAAUGUCUAUUAUGUAUCGCAGACAAUUAACCUCUGGUACCUCGUCAAAUAUAUCUUUCAAAUCAAGACUAUCAAAGAUUAAAUUAAUACCAGAUUUUUCCAAAUAUAAAUUAAUUUCACAACCACCAGGUGGGGUUAUUGGUGAUGUAAAUGAAGCCUACAAGCCACCAAAACCAGAUUAUUUUGAAGGUUCAUAUCAUUGGGACUACGAAAGACUAACCGCAAUAUCACUUUUACCUUUAACCUUAUUUCCAUUUUAUUGUGCAUUUUCUAGUACUACUGCUAUGUAUCCGUUAUUAGAUACCACUCUAUCCACAUUUCUAUUAAUUCAUGUAAAUUUUGGUUUAAAAAGUUGUAUUAUAGAUUACAUACCCAAAAGAAAAUUUGGAGUUUGGCACACGGCUGCAAUUAGGCUUUUACAAUUGGGAAGUAUAUUAGCCUUGUAUGGUAUUUAUGAUCUAGAGACAAAUAACAACGGGAUAAUUGAUUUAUUAAGUCAAUUAUGGAAAGAUCCUGAGACUAAUUUAUACAUUUUUGGAAAAUCUCAUUAG